Aspergillus caelatus is the source of this 3234-nucleotide messenger RNA. Its product is annotated as putative Rho GTPase activator Rga. Bases 1 to 3234 code for a protein of 1077 amino acids. The record is from RefSeq and is a predicted model, not a curated record. Lineage: Eukaryota; Fungi; Ascomycota; Eurotiomycetes; Eurotiales; Aspergillaceae. Gene Ontology annotation, biological process: regulation of GTPase activity; signal transduction. The transcript has 5 exons. Gene Ontology annotation, cellular component: cytoplasm.
AUGGAGUCUCCUGCGGUGUACCCAGAGUCUCCUAUGGAACAGGACGACACGCCAUUUCCCUGUAAGGGCUGUGGAGAGGUAUGCGAGGCCAGUCGUACCUGUGGCACGCUCCUCGACUCAGACGCCCACCUCCUCCUACUCGGUGACGGCUCACUGAUAUGUAGCAAUUGCACGUACAGCUGCAGUUCUUGCGGGAACAAAAUUGAAGACUUGGCCAUCUUGACCGGAGAACAAGCAUUUUGCGCGCAGUGCUUCCGAUGCCGAAAUUGUAAACGGAAGAUCGAAAAUUUGCGCUAUGCACGGACGUCACAGGGUAUCUUCUGCAUGGACUGUCAUGAAUCUUUAAUGCAACGGCGCAGAAAGAGAAACCGUGCAGCUGCGCCUACGAAGAAGCCAGCGCCCGGUGUGAAACUCGACAAAUCGCUGCCUUCGCUACCCCCAGAGGAAGCCGAUCACGCACGACACACAGACGACUUGGUACCGGAUGCUUAUGCAGAACUAGUCACAGAGGGGCCAUCGCGAGGCGCAGUGCCUGCGCUGGACGCGGGAGGGAUGCCGGGCUCUGGUACUCGUACGGCUGCCGAUCAAGACAACUUAAUCCUUCCUUCCAGCACUUAUCGUAGUAAUCGCCACUCGGUGGUACCACGCGAACCCGAAAAUGAUGCCGGAGAAUUCCUUAUUCCCCUUGCAUUUGAUCCUUCUGAAGAACAGCGGUCGCCUCAGCAUUCUAAAUCUCCCGGUUCCCUGCAUCGAUCCCCUAGAGAGGGAACAGAAUCGGUGCCAUCGGGUAGCUCAUCACCGCACAUCGCGUAUCAAGAGAAGGGCCGCGAGCGUGUUGACGUUGACACCGCCCGCUGGCGGCAAGAUGAUACAAGCACCUACUCUCGCCCAACAACCAGUGAUGACUCCAGAGUGCCGCCAGAACUUCCGAGACUUGCAAGAUCAGGCUCUAUUCAGAGUUCCCGGUCCGAUUUGCCCUCUGGCCACAAGGAGACCAGCACGUUCUCCAACUCGAGCCCUGAGAGUAUGAGGUCGUCAGCUACUCCUCACCGGGACAUAUUAACGGCAGAUAGCUCUGUAGCCCCACCCAUACGGCCAUCGCAUGAGCUUCGUCGCUUGCACGAGAAUAGCGGGUCCUUGGACUCUGCGCGAUCGUUCCUGUCCUCUGGUAGCAUGCAACAUCCUCCCAAGCGCGGGGAUUCGUUGGAAAGCAAACUGCACAUUACCAGGAAGGAGCCCGGCGUGUCCCCUCGCCCACAAUCAAUUGCCCCUGGUGAACCGUGGUUUGACAGAGCUAAGGGCUCACCUAAACUAGGUGAAUCCCCUCGGGCUUCACGCAAUGACACCAAUUUGGAGCAGUCGAAGCCACCGCGCCCGAACUCAAUCAACACCUUCCAUCAGCCCGACCUACAGCGCCAGGUAGACCGCGCGGUGUCUCCAUCGGUCUUACGGUACAGUGGCGGGGGCGACUUUUCUAUGGAUGAGGAUAUGGCCCGGCUUAUGUCAUCUGACGACCCUCUGUCGGCACAGAAUAGCGAAUCGUUCUUGCGUCGUGUCUCACAUUCGGUACGCCAUGGCCGCAGCUUCAGUGAUAAAGGUUCUCGCUUGUCCAAGGAUGCCAAAUGGCCCAAGUCGCCGGUCAAUGGGAGUGCUCCAUUUCAAGACCUUGGAAGUCCCGCCCCAGAGAGCGGCGGGCCUGAAGAAGUGGCUUGGUUGCGGAGUGAGCUGCGCAAAGAGCGCCAGCGGGUCCUUGAGCGUGACCAUAAGAUUGUUGAAAUGGAAGCUAUGCUGAACGCUACUGCGGACGUGAAGCAAGUUAACACGGAGCUUAAUGAGAAACGUUCUACCAUGGUUGUGCUGGACGCUCGGAAGGAGAUUGUCAUGCGAGAGCUUUCGGUACUGACCGAUCACCUCGAAGCUGAGAAGCGUGGUGGAGGCGGCACUCUGGACCUUGGUAAGCUCACGAAUCAGGUAUUGCGGGAGUUUGUCGAGUCAAUCCAGAAAUUGAAGGACUCCUUCACACCUCAGAUCGAGGAACUGGUUCAGAAACGCAACGAGACUGCCGAAGAACUCGCAAACUUCAACCGUAUGAAGGACAAGAGCUUCCAGGAAUUUGAGCAGUUGUCCUCGAAGAAUGCCCAGUUGGCUGAAUUGAACAACCAGCUGGUGCACCAAAUCCAGGAGCUCUAUAAAGCUAAUUCGUCAGAGGGCAACCGAGGUGCGAAUGGUCUCGGGAUUUAUUCACAUGGAAAAGAGAAGUCAUUGUCUUCCAUCGACGCGCUGAAGGCCGGCAGUAAUGACUUGGCCCCAUCGGUGUCGACAGCCAACAUGUCCGAAGAGGCAGAGCCAGCCACCAUUGUUCCCGGGCCCCAAGUUGUCAGCAUUCGGAAGGGACAGCCUCGCAAGUUCAACUGGAAGAAGGGGGGCCAAAACGUCGCCAAGGGUGUCACCAAGGGUCUCAAUCGUGCAUUUGGUACGAGUGAGAGCGCCACAGAAGCUGUCCCUGGUCUGCCACGGUCCCAGACGCAGGACCCUAGCCGCCAAGGAUUUGGAUUCUUUGGAAACCAGCGGAAUAAGCAGGCUGGUACAAGGAUGCCAACGACUGACAGUGUUCCAGCUUUGGCCGAAGUGGCCCCAACAGGCCUCUUUGGCACCGACUUGGAGCAGCGGAUGGAACAUGAAAAGAGUAUCAUUCCCGCCAUCAUCACUCGUUGCAUUCAAGAGGUUGAACUACGAGGCAUGGACAUGGAAGGGAUUUACCGCAAGUCAGGUGCCAGCUCGGCGAUUCAGACUAUCCGGGAUGGGUUUGAGCGACAGCCGCAGGAUUAUGAUAUCUCGGAUCCCGACCUUGAUAUUCAUGCGGUGACAUCGGCCUUAAAGCAAUACUUCCGAAAGCUACCCAAUCCAUUGAUUACAUUUGAUGUGUACGAAAAAAUCAUUGAAACCGGCGAGAUCACUUCGCAACCUGAGCGGAUCGAAACCCUGCAGAAGUGCCUUCUGGAACUGCCCAGAGUCCACCGCGAUGUGCUCGAAUUCCUUAUGUUCCACUUGAAGCGUGUGGUUGAGCGUGAGAAGGAGAAUUUGAUGACCAGCCAGAAUAUUGCAGUUGUGUUUGCUCCGACCAUCAUGAGACCGCAGAGUUUGGCCCGUGAGAUGACGGAUGUGCAAAAGAAGAAUGAUGUGUUGAAGUUUUUGGUGGAAAAUUGUCAGGAGGUGUUCAUGGGUCUGCAAUGA